Molecule: messenger RNA, 2112 nt
Organism: Cherax quadricarinatus
Lineage: Eukaryota; Metazoa; Arthropoda; Malacostraca; Decapoda; Parastacidae
Source: RefSeq, a predicted model, not a curated record
UGGUUGUGGCAACACUGUUACCCAGGCUGCCUCAGUGGACGUGUCAGUGAUAACACAACACUGUCUCUCUCUUAUUACUGACCCUCUAGCUGCCCUGGCUCUCUCACACACCCUGUGAGGCACUACCAUCGUGGAGUGAGGCACUCUAGAGGUACCAGCAGCACUAGAGACAUGCUGAGGGCGACACUCUUGUGUUUAGUGGUGGUUGUGGUGCAGUGCUUCUACCUGCCCGGCCUGGCACCAGUCAACUACUGUAAGAAGGGCAACGACGAGGAGGCUAAGUGCCAGUCAAAUGUGCCACUUUACGUUAAUCGUCUUAACUCCGAAGAGUCAGUCAUUCCUUAUGAGUAUGACCAUUUUGACUUCUGUAAAGCAGAGGAGAACAGUGAGACAGUUGUUGAGAACCUGGGACAGGUGAUGUUUGGAGAGCGCAUUCAACCCUCUCCCUACAAGAUUGAAUUCUUGAACUCUCAGAAGUGUGUAUCAGUGUGCACCAAGAAUUAUGACCCCUCCAAUAAAGAUCAAGUGCAUUACCUUAGUGACCUUAAGAAAGCCAUGAACCUCAACUAUUACCACCACUGGAUAGUUGACAACAUGCCUGUGACCUGGUGUUACUUAGUGGAAGGUGGCAGUGUGUUCUGUGCCACCGGCUUUCCUGUUGGAUGUUUUGUUGACAAUGUCAAGCGGCCCAAGGAUGCCUGUGUCAUGGAUAAACGCUACAAAGAUCCCAGCACCUACUACAUUUUCAACCACGUGGACCUGAACAUCACCUACCAUAGUGGUGACAAUGAAGAUUGGGGCGCUUCUCUCAAUGGUCCCGGAGGACGCAUUCUCUCUGUGCGUGUCAUGCCAAGAAGUAUUAAACAUAUAGCAGGGGGUAAAGAUGAAGACUCGUGUGAUACAGCAGAGGUCAUGGGCAUCAGUGCAGAAUUCAAGAACAAAAUAGAGAUCAAAUAUUCUUACAGCGUAACUUUCACAAAGAGCACCGGGAACAACCGUUGGUCAUCUCGUUGGGACUACAUCCUGGACUCCAUGCCUCACACCAACAUUCAGUGGUUCAGUAUUCUCAACUCCCUGGUGAUCGUGCUCUUUCUCUCUGGCAUGGUGGCCAUGAUCAUGUUGCGUACACUUCACAAGGACAUUGCUCGCUACAACCAGAUUGAUGCAGGAGAGGAUGCUCAGGAAGAGUACGGUUGGAAGCUGGUCCACGGAGACGUGUUCCGUCCGCCUCGCCGCGGCAUGUUGCUCUCCGUCUUGGUUGGUUCUGGCUCUCAGGUCUUCAUCAUGACCUUGAUCACACUCUUGUUUGCCUGCCUGGGCUUCCUGUCACCGGCCAACCGUGGAGCAUUGAUGACAUGUGCCCUGGUGCUCUACGUGUGUCUGGGUUUCCCUGCAGGCUACAUUGCUGCUCGCCUCUAUAAGAGUUUUGGUGGAGAAAAGUGGAAAACGAAUGUCAUUCUGACUUCUAUGUUAUGUCCUGGUAUUGUGUUCGCUCUGUUCUUCAUCAUGAACUUGAUUCUGUGGUACAAGGGGUCAAGUGCUGCUGUUCCCUUCACCACACUGCUGGCACUCUUGGCACUCUGGUUCCUGGUGUCUGUCCCACUCACUUUUGUAGGCUCCUUCUUUGGCUACAGGAAGAGGUGCUUGGAGAAUCCAGUGCGGACGAACCAGAUUCCCCGGCAGAUUCCUGAGCAGAGUAUAUACACUCAGCCUCUUCCUGGCAUCAUCAUGGGCGGUGUGUUACCCUUCGGCUGCAUCUUCAUCCAGCUCUUUUUCAUUCUCAACUCCAUCUGGUCGUCACAAACAUACUACAUGUUUGGAUUCCUCUUCCUGGUGUUCUUGAUCCUUAUUGUCACCUGCUCAGAAACCACUGUGCUGCUCUGCUACUUCCACCUCUGUGCUGAGGAUUAUCACUGGUGGUGGCGCAGCUUCCUGACCUCCGGCUUCACAGCUUUCUACCUCUUUGUGUACUGCAUUCAUUACUUCAUCACGAAGCUCAGCAUAGAGGGUGCCAUCUCUACCAUGCUGUAUUUCGGAUACACUGCCAUCAUGGUCUUCCUAUUCUUCCUUCUCACAGGUACAACUAUUUUGUGCUAGGAAUGCUGUAUUUUG